Molecule: messenger RNA, 2745 nt
Organism: Didymodactylos carnosus
Lineage: Eukaryota; Metazoa; Rotifera; Eurotatoria; Philodinida; Philodinidae
Source: the annotation of a GenBank genome assembly
AUGCAAGAAUUUUUACCAAGUAAUGGAGAGUAUUAUAAUGAUGCGCAGUUACGAGCAUGGAAUCAUAACAACGGUUAUUAUACACCACAUCCAAUGUUUAAUGAAAAUGUUUGGGCACAACAGCAAAUGAUGAAUGCCCAAAAUCAACAAUUUUCGGCAGCGAGAAUGGGUGAUACUGGUGGGGGUACAGGAACUUGGCCAGCUAAUCCCCAUAGUCAACUAGGCUAUGUACAACAUCCUUCAGUAGCGAAUCCUUCUCAGAUGUCAAACGGAACAAUAAAUGGUGUUUAUUCAUCAAAAAUGUCUCAAAACUAUGCUGCUACACAAAUGACUUACAAUGCACCAUCAUCGAAUACUGUUUUAAACCAAUAUCCACCCACGAAUUAUAUAGAUCCCUAUGGAAUGCAUUCAUCACAAGCUGCUGCAAUGCAUCAACAACGAAUGAUACAAGCAAUGUCGAAAGGUAGCUUGGGUCCUGUGGCAAGCUACCAUCAAACAUUGUCGAAAAAUUCUCGUGCAUUACCCUAUCCUACAAAUCCACAAGUUAUUGUUAUGAAUAAACGCAUGUAUUCAUCUACAGCGUUAAAUGCAAUGAAUCCAACCGCGAACCAAUACACACCACAACAAAUACAAAUGUAUCCUAGUUAUGAUGUUCCGAAUAAUACAAAUAAUAUGCAACGAUUAGCCAGACUAAAACAGCAGCAAGCUGCCUAUCAAUAUGUCCAACAACAAGAGCAACAACAACAACAAAUGCAACAACAAUCGCUGUCAACUUCUACAUUACCAUCUGCAUCAACAACUACUACAGUCACUUCUCAACAAGAACAAGCAACUGUUCCUCAACAAGUACAAUCAAACGUUGUUGUGGCAAAUAAUCAGCAAUCAAGCACACAACCAUCGAGAAUGUCAUCGUCUACUCCGGAUCCCGUUUCAAAUUACAUUGCCCCAACUCCACCUGCAACACCUUAUAAUAGUCAGCACGAUGGGAAAUUAUCCGCUAAUACUAAUAACAGUGCCCGACGAGAAGACAUUCGAAUUACACUCCCUUUACCAAAUGCUGUAGUGGUAUCUCCGUUUCAAGUGCCACAUGACAAUAACAGUCCAAAAGAAAAUCCUCUUGAAUUCGAUCUGCGAGGUGACAUUUACAAUAAACUAAAAGCAACGCAAGAUUACGAUAUUCAAUUAAAAUUUUAUUCAAAGGAGGAUCUAACUCAAGCUCCAUUUUGGCCCAAUUGUGUCAGUAUAACAGUGAAUUGUCAACCAUUACAUCCUGAACGUAAAUAUCAUUCAUUAUAUUUUAAACAAUUUUGUAAACAAGGAGUAAACCAACUAAUCAUUACAACAACGGGGUGUAUUUUGAAACACAAUUUUAAUCUGAACGUAGCUGCAGAUGGUACAUUUGGUGAUGGUAUUGAGCCAAUGCAAACUAAGCUACCGUUGAAAUGCCCGAUAUCAUUACAAAGAAUUGGACUUCCAGCACGUGGCAGGCAUUGUACGCAUAUACAGUGUUAUGACCUACAUUCAUUUUUAAUCCUUAAUUGUGAAAGAAUUGUAUGGCUUUGUCCAUUAUGUACUAAACAUUUAACACAUGACAUACUUGAGGUUGAUCAAUCGUUAUGGUCUAUUUUGGACAAUAAAGCAAGUGAGGAUAUUGAUGAUAUACUAAUGGAUAUUCAUGGUAACUGGAAACCAUUGAUCAACAGGAUGUUAAAAUAUCUGUCACACACUCAGCAGCAACAGUACCAACAGCAUCAGCAAUACUCAACAAUAAAGGAUGAAUCUACAACAAAUCCACUGUACACUAUUACUAAUGCUUCUACACCGUUGUUAAACGAAUAUAAUGUGAAAACUUCUAUGAAAUAUCAACAGUUAACACCCAACACAUCAUUGCCAACAGUUCAGUCAUGGCAAAUGAAUUUGCCUUCACCAUACAGUCCAAGUUUGCAUCAAUCAGAAAACAUCAGUCUAUUUAGUGUUCAACAAUCACCGUUACAACACCAACAAUUCACGAGCCCAGUCAGUAAUCCCGGUACACCAAGCAUGUUACAUGGCACUGAAUAUAGUACUGUACCUUGUCUAUCAAAUCAUCACCCACCAGGAUCUGUUAAUUCAAUAACAGAUGCUUUGUGUCCAGGCGAAUCAAACGAUCGUCGACUGACACCAGGACCGCCAAGUGUAGGAACAUCAAAAGUGCCUUAUCAUCAAAAUGGUUUUCCUCACACACCUCACACGCCAUCAAUGAUGCCAUCUACACCGAAUCCAUUAUCUGCUCCAGCUACACCGCAAACAGCUGGACCACGCUCUGUUGCACCACUUCCAAACAAUAUUCUGUCAACAACCUCAAUGUCUUCGACUGAAUAUCAAACUGAUCAAACCCAACAGUCUAUGCCAACAUUGCCAAAUGAUAUUCAACAACAACAAGAAUUUCACUUUUAUGACUCUCAUCCAACGAAUAAUAUCAAAUUAAAUGAGCCAGCAUCAAAUCAAGAUCUAACAAGCAAUGCUACUAAUACUGAACAAAAAGAUCUUAAAACUAUUCAUAGUGAUCUGGAUGCUUACUUUAACGAUACAAAUAAUUUUACUGACGACAUAACUUCGGAUUUAUUGGAUGAUAUAGAUGAUUUAGCUGAAACAUACCUUGGUUCAUCUACAACUACACCAAACAUUACGACAGCGGACGAUUUACUUAUUAAUUUGUUAUGUUCUGAUGAUGUGAUCUCUUCUACUUCUACUACACAAAGUUGA